AUGGACCACGACGCAGCCGUCACAGGCCAGAAGCCUGUCGUGGCCGACUUGCACAACGAACCUGAGCUCGUCCACGAGUCUCAGGAGCGACACAUUCUUGGCGCGAAGCCCGGUGCCGACGCCACCGGCGAUGCCAAGGUCCUGCCCGAGACCUUUGCCGAUGAGAAGCACCGACAAGACAGCCGAGAUGAAGAUGAUCGCUCAGACGACGAGGCAUUGCCUGACGACCUUUUCGUUUCUUUCCCCCCUCUUAAGGGUGUUGAACCUGAAAGAAAUCCUCUUACUGUCCGCGCUGUGCUGAUUGGUAUCGUUCUUGGAUCGCUCUGCAAUGCCUCCAACGUCUAUCUCGGCCUCAAGACGGGCUUUACUUUUCCUGCCACCAUGUUUGGUGCCAUUUUCGGAUAUGGCAUCGUCACCCUUCUCACAAAGGCUUUCCCUCACAUCUCCUUCCUUGGUGGACGCUUUGGUCCCCAGGAGAACUCGAUUGUCCAGGCUGCCGCCACCGGUGCUGGUGGCAUGAGCGGUCUUUUCGUCGCCGGCUUGCCUGCCAUGUACCGACUGAGUCUGCUCUCUGAUGAUCCCAAGGGCGACUUUAGUCGCAUUCUGACCCUGACCAUUGUCUGUGCCCUGUUUGGCCUGUUUGCCGCGGUGCCUCUUCGCAAGUUCUUCAUCAUCAACGUCUCACGCGAGUUGAACCUCGUCUUCCCCUCCCCAACCGCCACUGCUGUCGCCAUUCGCUCGAUGCACUCGGUCUCGUCUGGUGCCGCCGAUGCCAUGAACAAGGUCAAGGCCCUCUUUUAUGCCUUUGCUGGCGCCUUUAUUCACAUCAUUGUCUCCCAGUACGCCGACGGCAUCCUGCACAACUGGCACAUCUUCUCCUGGUUCUACAUCUGGAGCGGCUACACCAACUGGGCCCAGAACAUCGACAACUGGGGCUGGUAUAUCCAGCUAACUCCCGCAUUCUUCGGAUCUGGUAUUCUCGUCGGACUCAACACGGCCCUCUCCUGGUGGGGAGGUACUGUUGUUGCCUGGGGCUUGAUCGGACCUUUACUUGUUCACUAUGGCGAGUGUGAGGGCACUCGUCCGUACCUCCAUGCCAAGGACCCAGUCAUCGCCGAGCGAUGGGGUGUGGUUGCCAGCUUUGGCAAGAUGACGGGCAUUGGCGAACCCGGGUGGAAGGCAUCUCCGCGUUAUUGGAUGCUCUGGCCUGGCGUCAUGGUGCUCCUGGUCUACUCGCUGAUUGAGUUCUUCAUCCACAUCCGCGUUCUCUGGGAUGGCCUUCUCUUUGCUUUCCGCGAAAUGUCGGUCAACAUUGAUGCUGCGCUGAAGAAGCGUGGUAAGAACAGCCCAUUUUUCGAGAAGCAAGCCGCCAAGGUCAACGACGAAAACAGCCUGACCAAGGACUUUGCCACUGCCGAGCAGCAGGUUCCUGUCUAUGUUUGGCUCUCCGGCACGAUUAUCAUGAUGGUUGUCGCCUGCUUCGUCUGCCACUUCCAGUUCCAGAUGAAUGCCGGGUAUGCCAUCAUUGCCUGCCUUCUGGGCAUCAUCUUUGCCUUUAUGAGCAUCUACGGAGGUGCGGUGACGGAUGUCACGCCCUUGACUGCGUCGUCGAAGGCGUCGCAGCUUGUGUUUGGCGGUAUCACCAAGGGCACAGAACAGUCGCAUGCUCAACGCAUCAACCUGAUUGCCGGAAACAUAGCUACCGGAACGGCCGACGUGGCCACCUCUCUGGUCAGUGACUUUCGUGUUGGGUUUCUGCUACAGACACCUCCGCAUCUGCAGUUCUACGCGCAGGGCAUCGGCGCAAUCGUUUCCAUCUUCUUGGCGCCGGGUAUUUUUGUUCUCUUCAUGGCUGCCUACCCUUGCGUUUGGAGACCGGAACUGCAGGACGGCGAGUGUCCCUUUGCUGCUCCGUCGGUUGCCGCGUGGGUGGCUGUCGCGCAGGCCGUGACGGAGCCCCAUGUUCCUAUCCCUCUCAAAUCGGGCAUCUUUGCUAUUGUGCUGGGUGUGUUUGCGGCAUGCCAAGCUCUGUUCAAGAACUUUUACCUGGUGGGCUCUCGCGCAAAGUACCGUGCCUACCUUCCCAACUGGAUGGCGAUUGGCGUCGCGUGGGUGCUGGGACCGGAUUCCGGUUAUGCCAACGCCGUCUUGUUUGGUUCCAUCACGGCUUGGUGGUGGAAAAAGUAUUUCCGCAACAGCUUCGAGGCUUAUGGUUUCGCCAUUGCAGCCGGUCUCAUUGCGGGUGAAGGCCUCGCUGGUGUUAUCAACGCUGCUCUGACACUGGGCGGUGCUUCUGGCGAGGACAAGGGUUCGCCGAUUGCUCUGCCUGGAUCCAAGUGGUAA
Molecule: messenger RNA, 2343 nt
Organism: Cordyceps fumosorosea ARSEF 2679
Lineage: Eukaryota; Fungi; Ascomycota; Sordariomycetes; Hypocreales; Cordycipitaceae
Product: oligopeptide transporter
Exons: 2
Coding region: 1-2343 (780 amino acids)
Cellular component (GO): fungal-type vacuole membrane
Molecular function (GO): oligopeptide transmembrane transporter activity
Source: RefSeq, a predicted model, not a curated record